This is a messenger RNA of Cornus florida, 1147 nucleotides long. RefSeq names its product glycine-rich protein A3. Bases 240 to 827 code for a protein of 195 amino acids. The record is from RefSeq and is a predicted model, not a curated record. Lineage: Eukaryota; Viridiplantae; Streptophyta; Magnoliopsida; Cornales; Cornaceae. The transcript has 3 exons.
CAUAUCGGACGCGUUGAAGCGACGCGUAAAGAUUAAGAUAAGCAACCGCGUAGCAUAUUCAUAGAUAUAUACACCCCUAUAUAUCCAUAUAUGAGUUAGAUUGUAAGUCUUCGAAUUGACUUUUUGUUGAAGAAUCAGUUCACCAGCAUCAUAAAACUUGUUGCAACUGUUCAAUCCCGAACCUAAUUCGAACUCAGAAACGCAAGCGAGUUUCGUAGCAUCAUUCGAGUUGAAGAAAAAUGGAAGGUGAAAAGCGCAAGCAUGAUGGCGAGUCUAGUGACAAUAGUGACAAAGGGCUGUUCUCUCAUCUUGCUGGAUAUGCUGCUGGACAUUACCCUGGGGCAUACCCUCCUCAAGGGUAUCCUCCUCAGGCAUAUCCUCCUCAAGGUGGUUACCCACCUGCUGGAUAUCCUCCUCAAGGUGGAUACCCACCAUAUGGUUAUCCUCCUCAAGGUGGAUACCCACCUGCUGGAUAUCCUCCUCCAGGUGGAUACCCACCAUCAGGAUAUCCACCCCCGGGUGGAUAUCCACCAUCUGCAUAUCCUCCUCCAGGUGGAUACCCCCCAGCAGGUUACCUGGGUCCAUCUGCUCCGCCUCAUCCCGGGCAUGGACCUAGCAUGGGAGCAAUGCUAGCUGGGGGUGCUGCUGCUGCAGCUGCUGCUUAUGGGGCUCACCAUCUGACUCAUGGUUCCCAUCAUUAUGGACAUGGUGGUUACUAUGGACAUCAUCACGGGAAGUUCAAGCACGGGAAGUUUGGCAAGCGCUUCAAACAUGGGAGGUUUGGAAAGCAUGGAGGGAAGUUCAUGAGGUUCAAGAAAUGGAAGUGAUUAUUGGUGUGUGCCUCAUUUGUGCUUGAAUUACAUUUUCAAGACUCUCAGUGACGUCUUUAUAUAUCUGAGAUGCUAUUUGGGUGUUAGAGGACAAGCAUUCGUACAUAAUAAUCACUUUGUUAGAUGGUAUGAAUGAGCUAGUGUAGUAGUAGUAUACAAUACAAUCAUGAGUGCUAUUUUGGGUAUUGCAACCCUCUGCAUGCACUUUAUUUACUAACUUGGAUUGUGCUUGUGUGUAUAUAUAUUGGGUUCUUGACCUUGUUGAAUUCAAUAAUGCGUGUGUUAAUGCAUUGACAUUUUUUUUUGGGUGUAUAGAA